AUGCCCAACUCGACGGCAUACGAGGAGGAGAGAAUCAACUUCUGGGACAAGAGGUCGAACCUAGACCCCGCCUGUAUCUUUCUUCCUGAGACGGCAGACGCGGUGGCUGAUGGAGUCGCCAUAUUUCAUAAAGAAAAAGCCCAGUUCGCUGUCCGCGGAGGUGGGCAUAUGAAUUACCCUGGUUCAAAUAGUGUUGACGGCGGAGUACUCGUUGGCCUAAAUGGUCUCACCGACAUCAAAGUCAACACAAACCAAAGUCGCAUCGAAGUUGGUCCCGGGAACAAAUGGGUCGAUGUUUAUGAGUCUCUCGCUCCGUCUGGGCACUACACCAUCGGUGGCAGGCUCAAGACCAUUGGAGUACCUGGCCUGAGCUUGAUCGGUGGUGUCGGCUACUUCUUGAAUAAGUACGGCUUCACGAUGGACAACGUCGUGAACUACGAUGUGGUCCUGGGCAACGGAACGCAGGUGGUGGCUAAUGAGACAUCUAACCCCGGUCUAUUCUGGGCCUUGAAGGGUGGCGGCAGCAACUUCGGUAUUGUCACCAAGUUUGUCUUCAAAACGUAUCACAUCCCACAAGUCAGCAGCACCUAUCAGAUCUUCGACGACUCACAAGCCCACGACUUUAUCCGAGCUGCCUGCUCCAUGAUUCUUUCGGAAGACGGUGCAGUCGGUGCUGGUGCCGUGAUCAACAUCAACUAUAACGUGACUACAAAAAAGGCUACCCCUCAGGUUUUUGGCCUCGAAGAGUCAACAACAUCCCCGCCACCUCGUUUUAACUCAUUUAGCUCUCUUCCAGCUGUGAGCCGCAGGAAUGCUGUCAUGCGACCGGUUGAUUGGCACUCUCAGAUGGAGACUCCCAAUCAGAUGUUCAGAGUACAAUUCGGCCAUCACACGAUCAAGCCCGAUGCCGAGCAGCUUAUCUACAUCUACGACCAGUGGAUAGCCGCCAUCGAAGAAGUUGCGGAGAUUCCAGGCAUUUGGCCAACGUUCAUUCUUAACUUCGCACCUAAGUCCGGCGCUGCAGUAGCCAAGCGCAAUGGUGUUGGAAAUACUUUUGGUCUUGAUGAUAAGCAAUCAUAUAUCUGGUGGCAGUUCACAACCUCUUGGGCGAACGAAGAAGACGACCUGCGAGUUACAGCUUGGCAUCAGCACCAACUCAAACGCUUGCACGAGAUGAACAAGCAGAAGGGUUUGGCUUCCGACUUCCUUUACAUGGGUGAUUCUGGUGAAUGGCAAGAUUCAAUCUCCACCUAUGGAGAUCGCAACAUUCAGAAGAUGCGCAAGAUUAGGGACCUCUACGAUCCUGAUCUCACUUUCACGAAGCUGAACUGGGGAGGUUUCAAGCUUGGGUACUAA
This is a messenger RNA of Clonostachys rhizophaga, 1356 nucleotides long. Lineage: Eukaryota; Fungi; Ascomycota; Sordariomycetes; Hypocreales; Bionectriaceae. The record is from the annotation of a GenBank genome assembly.